GUACAGUGAACUAAAUAAUACCACUACUACUACAACUACUACGGCUCUGUAUUGUGUUAACAUAUUACCCGAGAUUAAGAUCCUAACUAUAUCUAUAUAUGUUCGACUUCGACUUUGACUUCAAAGUCUCACGUUCCAAUCUUGUUCCUUAUCCAAAUACCUCGAGUCCUCAUCACGUCGCAUUUAAUCUAUUACAAUAAAGAUAACUCUUCACCCAACUGACCCUUUAUACCUCCAUUAUCACUAGGAGCUCUGACCAGAAUCUCUCACGGCACCUCAACUCCUCCAAACCAGAUACUCCAUAAUCCAAAAAGAUGGAUGACUACCAAAAAUACCGUCUUGCCGACACGCUCAACCACCUCUCCUAUUCCGACCGAUUGUCCAUCCUCGAACUCUGCCUCUUUGACAACCGCUCCAAUUGCCGACAAGUCAGUUACCAAAUUGAAAUCAUGAGUGAACGUCGAUGGCCUACCGAGCGAUCGCGACUUCAAAUUUUCCAGGAAUGGCGGGCACAGCUGGAAGAGACAGAAGAUGAGUUACGCAGAAUUAAAGAAUAUCAUCUCAUGAUGAUGAAUCCCCAAAGAUAUUCGACAGACCAAAGUGACACUACAACUCGGAAUGAAAACAGGUGGUCCGUAUUUUUGCGAAGCUUUGGUAUCAUCCCUUGAAGUUUGGAUUGUGCUGUGGUGUCAUCAGUGACAUGGGGGACUAGCUUUUGUGGUUCGGAUUGCAAUUUGAUCUUUGCGAGGAAGGCCAGAGGUGUUGACUUGACAAGAUACAUAAUUAGAGAGUCAAAUACGAAUUGCAAUGGUCUUGGGUUCUCUGAGUUCUAUUCAUCAGAUUUUUAUGGAGCUCGGAUGCAGCUCAAAGGCAACAUACUGGCUGCGAGCAAGUAACUAGACAAUACUGCAAGGGGUUUGAUUCUCGGA
Molecule: messenger RNA, 929 nt
Organism: Botrytis cinerea B05.10
Lineage: Eukaryota; Fungi; Ascomycota; Leotiomycetes; Helotiales; Sclerotiniaceae
Exons: 2
Coding region: 315-668 (117 amino acids)
Source: RefSeq, a predicted model, not a curated record